Messenger RNA from Williopsis jadinii, 537 nucleotides. It is a transcript of the gene COA1, whose product is annotated as Coa1p. Gene Ontology annotation, biological process: mitochondrial respiratory chain complex IV assembly. The record is from RefSeq and is a predicted model, not a curated record. Gene Ontology annotation, cellular component: mitochondrial inner membrane. Bases 1 to 537 code for a protein of 178 amino acids. NCBI's taxonomy places the organism in Eukaryota, Fungi, Ascomycota, Saccharomycetes, Phaffomycetales, Wickerhamomycetaceae. The transcript has a single exon.
AUGAUGGGCAGAUGGUCUUCUGUUGGGCUGCAACAGUUGCGUCUGCAGAGCACCUCAACCGCCAGCUCUGGGUCUACUGAAGGCUUGAAGGCGGAGAAGAAGAACAAGCCAAUGACCGUUGACCGUGAGCUGCCGGAUCCUUUGAAGGACCGCACCAGAGCUCGUGUGCAAUUUGUCGGGUUUUGGGUUUUGAUGGGUAUCUGUGCUCUCUUGAUGUUCAACUACGAGAAGCAGAACUCUCCAGUGGUGACGACAACUUUGCAUUUCUUGAGAAGAAGUCAGAUCAUCAGAAGUGUAUUGGGUGAUGAGAUUGAUUUUGCCAGUGUCUAUCCAUGGAUCAGCGGUGAGUUGAACCAAGUCAAGGGUGUUGUGGAUAUCAAGUUCACCGUGAAGGGUUCCAACAACCAAGGUGUUGUUAGAUUGGUUGCUGAUAGAAAGAGCAGACACGACGAGUUCCUGAUCCAUGAGUGGAGCUUAGAGGUUGAUGGUAAAAAGUAUGACUUGCUGGCAGACGAUAGCGUCGACUUCUCCGUUUGA